Fusarium oxysporum Fo47 is the source of this 237-nucleotide messenger RNA. RefSeq lists its product as uncharacterized. The annotation marks the transcript as partial. NCBI's taxonomy places the organism in Eukaryota, Fungi, Ascomycota, Sordariomycetes, Hypocreales, Nectriaceae. The record is from RefSeq and is a predicted model, not a curated record. The transcript has a single exon.
GGUCUGGGUUUCAACAACCUCCAUGGCGGUGAUAAUAACAAUGACCUGACCGAGGAGGUUAAAAACGACAUCCAUACCACCUGCACCAAGGCUGCCGGCAAGACCAUCAAACCUUCUGAGCCUUUCUGGCUUUGUACCAACUGGGAGAGGAACCAGUCGCCCAACCCGGACUGUUUCUCUAACUGUAUCGACGGAUGCAAUGCACUUGAUGAGAACGUUCGGUGGGGUUGUCUCCUU